UGCGUGUGCGGCAAACGGAUGUGUGAGCUGGAGGGCUUCAUGGUCUCCCUCACAGGCAUCGUGGGGCUGUGGUCCCUGGCCAUCCUGGCCCUCGAGCGGUACCUGGUGGUCUGCAGACCCCUGGGAGACUUUCGGUUCCAGCACCGGCACGCCGUCAGUGGCUGCGCCUUCACGUGGAGCUGGUCACUGCUCUGGACGACCCCACCGCUCCUGGGCUGGAGCAGCUACGUGCCUGAAGGGCUGAGAACCUCCUGCGGACCCAACUGGUACACGGGUGGCAGCAACAACAACAGCUACAUUUUGGCCUUGUUUGUCACCUGCUUCGUGAUCCCCCUCAGCCUGAUUCUCUUCUCCUACGCCAACCUGCUGAUGACCCUGCGAUGGGUAAGUACAGGGAGUUAAGAGCUUUCUGCUCACAGAACCGCCUCACGGCAGGGUUUUGUGAGUCGGCAGGGCUGCCAUCUCCUGGUGCUGAUGUGCGGCCUCCCCUACACCCCCUUCGCCUUGGUGGUGGCCCCCAACAAGGACGUUGCCAUCCAGCCGGCUCUUGCAUCCCUGCCUUCCUAUUUCUCCAAGACCGCCACGGUCUACAAUCCGAUCAUCUACGUCUUCAUGAACAAACAGUUUCAGAGCUGCCUGCUGAAGACGCUGUGCUGCGGCCACGAGCCCUGGGGCAGGGCAAAAACUGCCCCGGCUGCCCCCGGCCCCCGCGCAGAGGGGCUGAGGAACAAGGUGACAUCGUCUCCCCCGGUCUAA
Messenger RNA from Apaloderma vittatum (bar-tailed trogon), 756 nucleotides. Its product is annotated as pinopsin-like. NCBI's taxonomy places the organism in Eukaryota, Metazoa, Chordata, Aves, Trogoniformes, Trogonidae. The annotation marks the transcript as partial. The record is from RefSeq and is a predicted model, not a curated record. The transcript has 6 exons. Gene Ontology annotation, cellular component: membrane; photoreceptor outer segment. Gene Ontology annotation, molecular function: G protein-coupled receptor activity. Gene Ontology annotation, biological process: phototransduction; G protein-coupled receptor signaling pathway; visual perception.